AUGGAUGAGCGUGCUGCGAAGAUUGUUUCCGCCGUGCAGCAUGGAUUAGACCCGAAUAUUGCUUCUGCACUAGAAAAUGGCUUAGAUCAACGCCCCCGUCCCUCUGCAGUUGGAGACCGUGAUUUUCCGACUCGCACUCUUGUCGUCACCUCUCCACCGCUUCCCACAGUUGGCGUCAAUCUCGAGGGCACAGGCGGCGCGAAGGCCUGGGACCCUGUCUGGGACUACCGCGGCAAAGACGUCGACAACACUGAUACCGGCGACUUUGCUGGUUUCGUCGCCUUCAUUGGUCCUGUUGAGGCCCCGCCCACCAAGAUGUUGCGCUUCGGACUCGCGGACGGUCUGGAGAGCAGCGGCGUGCUCGAGUUCCUUGACAUCAACUUCGACAACCCAGACGCCGCGACCGACAAGGCCCUCACCGAUCUCCAGCAGUCUGCGAGGACGAUCCUCUGCAACGCCGUUGCCGAUCAACGUCGAAACUUGCCCGCGGGCACCUCCCUCGAGCCGAACCAGAUUUACCUGAAACCCGUUCUUGACGCGUACAUCAAGCUUCUCUCCGCUUGCAAAGAGGUGGAGUGCAUCGAAAUGCCACUGGCAUGGGCUAGCCUGUUCCGAGCGGAGGAUAUCUUCCCCAAGGUCAGCAUGGACAACAAGGAGAACAUGGAGCUGCUAGCUAACCAUAUGGUGCGAUGGGGCAAGGAUCCAGGCGAAAAUUCGUCGACUUGCGGCGAUCAUGUCUUUCGUUGGAGAUUGGAUGAUGUGGUCGUCGAGGAGGUCGGCGAAUACUGUCGACCGCGAGCGCGGUGGGACGAAGAUGGAGAGGGUUUCAGUGGCGGUGAUAUCUCAUUCUCCAAUGUCAGACAGUGGCAGACGAGUAAGCAAGAUAACCAUACCUUCUAUGAGAUCGAAAGAAGUCGCGGUACUCAGCGUAUGUACUGUGUGGGGGGUGUUGGCUUGCAAUACUAUGCUGAGAAAUUGAAAGAGGGCGAAGAGGAAUUGCCAAAUGUAGGCUAUGGAAGAGACUACGCCAUAAAUGAAGUGCAUGGUGACGGUGUCCAAGAGCCUGCUAUCGAGCAGGAAACCGCUCCAGGCACCGUCACCCUCGCAGAAGAUAUACAGGUCACGGCGACCGAGAGCGGCACCGAGACCCACACAGACAACGAAGACGCUGUGGCGGCAAAAAAUGAGUCCUCGAACAUCUACUUCUUCGAGCAGGUUAAAGAGGACCUCAGCAAUGAUACCAGGAUGCGAAAUUUCUUGGGACUGUACCAGGGCUUCUUCACGGCACAGAUCCGCUUCGAGGACUUCCUUCUACAAGCGGCAGCGUUCCGUGGUGAGCAGUCCGACCUUUUUGCCGACCUCAAGGACUACAUUCGGACGAAGGAGGAAAGGGAGGUGCUGGACGACGCGUUCCAGAACUUUCUCAACGAGCGUAAAAUUGGUUUAUGGGGUCGAAGAUCCGGGCUGAGAUUCGGCUUCUCGAGCCGGGUCUUUCUCGACGAUAUCUCGCCAGCUCCUUCUGUUUACGUUCCAAGACCUAUAUCCCAAAAGUUUAUUCUCCCUGUAGCCCUACCCUCAAGUGCUGCGACAACCAAUCUUCUACAACACCACUUUCAAUCUUCUCACACAACAACCAUGAAGUUCCCCAAGAGGAAGAAGCGCGGCCCCAUCUCCGCGCACACAGCAGCAACCACCCCGAUCGGCCGGUCGCCAGCGCUCUCCGCCGUCCGUCAUAUCGUCGAGCAGAUCACCCCUCCCGAGGAUCCCACCCAGCCCAAGCUUCGGCGCAAGCGCGGGAAUCGCAAUCUGCACGCGGAUCUCAUCUUCGACGCAGAAUUGACAGAGAUUGACCCGGCUACGGGCAACUGGGUUGCGAUACCGUUCGGCCAGCAUCGAACCUUGUCAGCGCCUGCUAUAAUCCUCACACCGCCGUCACCUGAGAAGAAGGCCGAUCUUCUUGAUGAGCCCGGCGGUGUUCUUGCCAAGGCGGCUGGUUUGGUUGACACGCUUCAAGUGCCUGUGCCCCGCAUGGCCUCGAACGCGAACACCACAAAUCCAAUAAACGACGUCCCGCAGGCAGCGCAUGUGCCUUCCUUAACCGCUUCAUCAGCACCUCCAGGUGAUGAUCGGGACGCCACGCAACCGCGCUCCACCGUCUCUCUGCAGACCUCCGCCAAUAUCUUGCCGCCCAUUCCCCGCGAGCUCGACGAUUUACGCAGCAGAUUCCGCUCCGCCUGGCGCGCCGACGGACCUACGCUCAAUACACCCGUGUUUCCGUUGCUGGGUAUGGUUCCGGUGCGGUCUUGGGGUGAGAGUGAGCCCUUCGCUCCGGCGAUCUACCAGCAGCUGAAGGGUAUUGAGCCGAUCUUCAGGGUCGCCGAGCAGAGCCCGAAUUUCCAUGGUGGGGCUGAGUUGACAUUGAUGAUUGACGAAAAUACGCCGUUCCUGGUUGGAGCACCUGCAAGAAUGGGACAGCAGCAGUCAGGUCCAGUCCAAGUCUACCGAGGCCAGAACAACCGAGACCACACGAACAUUUUCCUAUCUUCCGCAGCUUCCACGCCUUUGAAGAACAUCUCUGACGCUGCAGAAGGCGUGGCAGCCUUUGACGCGCCUACCGGAUACCAGUAUGAAACGCGCCUUGCCACCAUCCCCGAGGACAACACCACGCCUUCCAGUCUCACGUCGCCCUACCAGAACGCACCCGGCGCUUCAAACGGUAUGACAGCGUUCGCCUCUCCAGUUGUCAGCCUAUACCAGUACCCAAGCCAUAUCGCGCCCAUCCCUCAAAGCCAAUUCUACCCCUCUGCCGUAGGCAACGCAGCUCCUACACAAAGCAUGCCAGCUCUCAACCUACCCACCGCCACCCAGCACCAGCCCCACAAACCCAUCCAUCAGCAAACUCAAACGCCGCCUCCCAACCCCUGGCCGCUGAACAUCCCUACAACCGCCGACGUACGCAACGGCACCGCUGUCAUCGAAUCCCCGCACUGGGAGGCGGUGCCUUUCGAGCGCGAGGGCGACGUGGAGGAUUGGCGUGGAGGAAACUCUGGCGCUGACGCGGACCCCGGCGUUGCAACCGCUGGCAACUCUCAGACGUCGAUUCCGUACGAGGGCGAAGGUGACGUGCAGGACUGGGUUGAGAGAGGAAGCGAGGAGGUGCGCCACGACGGAGAGGGCGACGAGUGGGACUGGGUUGAAGGCAGCUCUGGUGCGGAUGCGGACUCUAGCACUGUCACUGCCGGCAAUUCCGCUACCGACUCUUCUGAGAAGAAACAUAGAUACGCCGGAAAUCGUGUCCCGAUACAACACGCAGUCUAUCAACUCUUCGAGCUAUCAUGCUGCGCGAGUGUGUGAUAGGUAACGAGGCCAACAGCGAGGAGUCGCCACUCAUUGAGCUACCUGGAUG
This is a messenger RNA of Paraphaeosphaeria sporulosa, 3406 nucleotides long. RefSeq lists its product as uncharacterized. The transcript has 8 exons. Lineage: Eukaryota; Fungi; Ascomycota; Dothideomycetes; Pleosporales; Didymosphaeriaceae. The record is from RefSeq and is a predicted model, not a curated record. The coding region runs from base 1 to 3354 and encodes 1117 amino acids.